UCUAGUCUAUUCUAUCCCUCAAUCUUUUUGGAACAACCUCAUAAGUGACCAAAAUGGCGACCACCAUCAGUGAAAAUCCGCCGGUACAGCUAAAAUCCCUCCCAAACUUCCGUCCCGUCGUGUCAGGUCGGCUGUAUCGUUCCUCCCGCCCAGAUUUAAUCACAGAGCAGGAUUACGAGACAGUCCAGAGGCUGGGGUUACGCUGCAUCGUCGAUUUUCGCUCGGUAGGAGAGUACCGAUCCUUCAAAGGGAAGACAAAGUUCGUGGACGAAGACUUCCGGGUUGUGAAAGUCAAGCCGCCCACGCGGUGGGGCAGCUCGAACGGUUUACGGUACCGGUACUACAGCGACGGGAGUCAGGAGAAACCGAAGACCAACGGAGAUGUCAAGUCAAGGGGCUUUCAUUACUUUAUCAACUUCUUCACCAUGCAGUACGUCUGGAACGUCUUUACACGGGUCCCAUGGUAUAUGCAGCUGUAUUCUCUGAUGUACCUUGUGUACGAUCUCAUCUUCUGGACCAACUACAUUCACUUUGUAAGGUUCUUUGCCCGAAACUCGCUGAACAAAGCAGGCCUGACUCGCCAGUAUAUAGAUAUUGUGGAACUCAGCCAAGGAGCAAUAUACUCUGCUCUUACACUCCUGAGUGACCCCAAGAACUUGCCUGCAAAUCUCUGCUGUGCCCACGGGAAGGACCGGACAGGCAUUGUGGUUACCAUGGUAAUGGCAUGUCUGGGCAUGUCUAGGGAAGAAAUCAUCAAAGAGUAUGCAAGAAGUGAGUCUGGUUUGUCUCCAAUCAUUGGCCGUGUGCAGAAAGAGGUGUGUGAUCGUUUUCACAUGGACAUCAGCUUCAUCACUGCCAAGAAGGACACCAUGAGGGGCCUUCUGGACUACAUAGACCAACAGUAUGGGUCCAUUCCUGAUUACCUGGAGUAUAUUGGCUUUAGCAGGGCCAAUCAGGAGCAACUCAAGAGGAACCUGUUAGGCUAAAGUUAAUUCAGUUGCUAGGAAAGCCAUGACCUUCUUCAGACCUCACAAAAUCAGUACCAUAGUUAGAAUUACUAGUCAUGGGGUAUGUCUGUUUUUUUAACAGGUACAGAACAACUUAUUGUUCGGUGCUAGAUGUUGAAGCAGUUUACUUUACUUUCAAUGAACAUUGAUUUAGAUUUGCCAACAAAAUUACUAUUUACAUUACAGUGGAUAUGAUAAAAUUGUAAAAGAUGCUGGCACAGUAUGGAUAUUCCUAUAACUCAAUGUCAAGUGAGGGUCCCGUGUUCCAGGAGGGCCUUAUUUUAUAAGCAUGUUAAAGGGGAGGGGCUAGCAACUCCUU
Molecule: messenger RNA, 1326 nt
Organism: Branchiostoma floridae (Florida lancelet)
Lineage: Eukaryota; Metazoa; Chordata; Leptocardii; Amphioxiformes; Branchiostomatidae
Molecular function (GO): phosphoprotein phosphatase activity
Source: RefSeq, a predicted model, not a curated record